Penicillium paradoxum is the source of this 798-nucleotide messenger RNA. RefSeq names its product SDR family NAD(P)-dependent oxidoreductase. NCBI's taxonomy places the organism in Eukaryota, Fungi, Ascomycota, Eurotiomycetes, Eurotiales, Aspergillaceae. Bases 1 to 798 code for a protein of 265 amino acids. The record is from RefSeq and is a predicted model, not a curated record. Gene Ontology annotation, molecular function: oxidoreductase activity. The transcript has 2 exons.
AUGGAUGUCCCAGAAGCACCCGUCUUCCCCGUCCUCAAGGACAAAGUGGCUAUUAUCACAGGUGGUGCCCAGGGCAUGGGCAAGGCAACCGCCUCCACGUCCCUUCGAGCCGGAGCCAAGGUAGUCAUUGCCGAUAUCAAAGCAGAGCAGGGACAGAAGGUCGCCGAGGAACUGUCAGCAUUGGGAGAGAUUCGCUUCGUGGAAACCGACAUCUCCAAAUCAGAAGAUGUGCAAAAUCUCAUUGCGCAGACAGUCAGCGCAUUCGGACGACUCGAUGUAGCUAUCAACAACGCAGGCGCGCCGCCCGACCAAAAUCUUCUUGCUGAAUUCGAUGAAUCCUAUUGGCGCAAAGUGAUUGAUAUCAAUGUUAAUGGUACGGCCUUGUGCUGCAAGUACCAAAUGCAACAAAUCAAGAAGCAGGGAUCCAAGGGAUCUAUUGUCAACAUUGCGUCUACCAGCGCUUACAUUGCGGCGCCGAAUAUCCCUGCAUAUACGACGAGUAAGCAUGCACUGUUGGGCUUGACCAAACAUGCAGCAUCGGAGGGUGGUCCGUUGGGCAUUCGCGUAAAUGCUAUUUGUCCAGGACCGAUCUAUACUGAUAUGAUAGCUGCGUGGCUCGAGACCAGGAGUCAAGGCGCCGAAGAAUUUGCGCGCGGGGGCCCUAGCUUGAAUCGUAUGGGACACCCCCAUGAGGUUGCGCAGGGAUCGCUGUGGCUUGCAUCGGACCAAUCCUCUUUUGUGAAUGGGACCUCUCUACUCAUUGACGGAGGGUAUCUGGCGAAUUCAAGAUAUCAGUAG